Messenger RNA from Helobdella robusta, 1203 nucleotides. RefSeq lists its product as hypothetical. The transcript has 3 exons. Bases 1 to 1203 code for a protein of 400 amino acids. Lineage: Eukaryota; Metazoa; Annelida; Clitellata; Rhynchobdellida; Glossiphoniidae. The record is from RefSeq and is a predicted model, not a curated record.
AUGCAUUUUCGUACCCGCCCAAAUGGGGCACUUAUGCGUCAUGGGGGAAAAGUUAAGGGUUCUGAGUGUCCCGGCUCUCUCGCCAGGCCUCCGGUGGUGCUAAAACGUAUGUCUUUGGGAAAUGCUGGUAAUCUUUCUAUCAAGAAAAAUCAUGUUGUGCUUGCCCCAAAAUGCGACAUGGCGGAUGAAUUUUUUUCUAGAUCUACCAAUUUUUGUUUGCAUGAUCAUCUUCCCAAGCAGUGCAGACCCAAAUUUAGUCAGGUGUUGGCCAAGGUUUUGAAAGAAAUUAUCGAAAAACUGCUUUCGCCUCCAAGUUGUUAUAAGCUGUUGUUUCUGUCCUCAAUGGUUCUGAGGAGGAGUCCUCGAGGGGGUAAACGUCACAACCCAACAGGUGUUAUUACCCAAAGAUUGGAUGCAUUUGGCGGUUGUUCGGUGGAGAGGAUGGUGAAAUCCUUGGAGCCUGUUGUUAAAUCCAAGAUUGAAAAAGGAAACAUUCGAAACGCGCUACAGCUAUUGUCUUCAACAGAUACAGUUGCACCGGUUACGGAAGAAACCAUAGGUUUCCUAAGGGAGAAACAUCCAAACGCUCCCUCAAACAGAAAGGAAUGUCUACCCCAAGAGGCUUCAAGCUUAACGGUUGAUUCACAACAGGUGCUGCAUUGUUUAAAGUCUUUUCCUAAGGGAACUUCUGGCGGCAGAGAUGGUCUCACGCCUGCACAUCUAAGAGACGUUACGUCUUCAAAAGCAGACUCUUCUGAUCUAGUGAAUUUGAUUGCCUCAUUUGUCAACCUGAUUCUAAGCGGGAACUGUCCGCCAGAGUUACAGGCAACCCUGCCCAUCUCGGUUGGUGGCUUAGGUUUAGGUACCGUGAUGGAUUUAGCACCUUCUGCCUUCUUGGCUUCUGCUGCUGCCACGGUUCCUCUCCAAAAUUUGUUGUUGCCCAGGGAUAAAAUAUAUUCCGACAAUUUCAGAACCCAAGUUUUUGAUGGGUUCCGGACCGUCCACGGAGCGGGGAUUUGUAUCGAAACCCGCUCUCAAAAGGAGUGGAACGCUCCAUUUAUCAGCAGCUCAGUUGCUAAGCUGCUGGAUUUGAUCCAAUCAAAUUUUGAUAAAGCCAGGAUAAUGGCUGUAAAAAGUGAGUUGGGAUCAUCUUGGUUGAAGGCGGUCCCAAAUUCCGCCUGUGGUACCAGUUAUUUCUACUAA